CGCGCGCCACAGCCUGAACAGGCCAGCUUGUACCGCCUAGCCCCUCGCUGUCGACAACAGGUACCUUCAGAGGUGCGCAGCUGGCCUCCAGGCACUUCGUAGACGGCCCGACGUCGGGCAAGGAUGGAAGGCUGCUUACGUCAGCAUGUCCGUGCCACGCGUGUCGUGUUGGCAUGCGCCGCGCGGGAACACACCGCGAAGCACCGGCCGCGGCGCAGCGAGCCCUCUCACCGUCAUCCUCCACCACCGCACCAUCGCCUCUGCCCAGCAUGUGGCUCACCGACCAGCAGAAGAUCGGCGCCGCGCUCGUCUCCUUCGGCUCGCUCUUCCUCGUGCUCGGCAUCAUCCUCUUCUUCGACGCCGCGCUCCUCGCGCUCGGCAACGUCCUCUUCACCGCCGGCAUCACGCUGCUCAUCGGGCCGCAGAAGACGUUCUACUUCUUCGCGCGCAAGCAGAAGCUGCGCGGCACGCUGUGCUUCUUCGCCGGCAUGCUGCUGGUCUUCGCGCGCUGGACGUUCAUCGGCAUGCUCGUCGAGAUCUUCGGCUUCCUCAAUCUCUUUGGUGACUUCUUCCCCGUCAUCCUCAACUUCCUGCGGCAAUUGCCGAUCAUCGGCGAUGUCCUCAGCCUGCCAGUUGUCCGCAACGUUCUGGACAAGCUGGCCGGCGCGCGGCAAUCUGCCGUCUAGAGCUGCGGCCCUUCACGCCCACAAGCCACCUGCCGGCGCGCAGACGCGGCCUGAUGGCGAGCUGCGGGCUCAGCCCGCCACGAACGUCUCUUCACGAACACCGAUGCAAUGCAGGCACGUCAGACACCGCGCCGGAGGAGCUGCUGCGAGAGGGCAUGCAUUCGUCAUAUGCUGGCAUCGUACGCGCCCGCGGUGAGCACCAGGUUGCGCGGCGUGACAUGCACGUCGAGCAUGGGCGUCCGCUUGGUAUAGAAGGUCGCGAGACAGUCGCGGCUCGAGUCGCGCUCGUCGGAGGUGAGCUGUGCGCCGACGGCGGCAGGCAUGGCCAAUGCGGCGCUCCGGUCGGCCGCAUCGAUGCCGGCCACGG
Molecule: messenger RNA, 1053 nt
Organism: Tilletiopsis washingtonensis
Lineage: Eukaryota; Fungi; Basidiomycota; Exobasidiomycetes; Entylomatales
Product: putative GOT1-membrane protein required for ER to Golgi transport
Exons: 4
Coding region: 174-686 (170 amino acids)
Biological process (GO): endoplasmic reticulum to Golgi vesicle-mediated transport; retrograde transport, endosome to Golgi
Cellular component (GO): Golgi membrane; COPII-coated ER to Golgi transport vesicle; endoplasmic reticulum
Source: RefSeq, a predicted model, not a curated record